UCGACAUAUUUUGUUAUUCAUCUCGUCGAACGRCGAACGCCAUUCUCUUGAAGUUCACCCGUCCACUGUCGUGUAGCUAACAGAUCAUUUAUUAACUUGAAAAAUGGUGAAUGUACCUAAACAGAGACGUACGUACUGCAAGAAAUGUAAGGUACAUAAGGUACACAAAGUAACACAGUACAAGAAAUCUAAGGAACGUCAAGCAUCCCAAGGUCGUCGUCGUUACGACAGAAAACAAAGUGGUUUUGGUGGUCAGACUAAGCCUAUUUUCAGAAAGAAGGCUAAAACAACUAAGAAAAUUGUAUUAAGGAUGGAGUGUUCUGAAUGCAAAUACCGUAAACAAAUCCCAUUGAAACGUUGCAAGCAUUUUGAAUUGGGAGGUGACAAGAAACGAAAGGGACAAAUGAUCCAGUUUUAAGUCUAAACAUUUUUUUGUUACUUUUAAGACCAAUAUAUAAGUGCUACUGAAAAAUACA
Diuraphis noxia (Russian wheat aphid) is the source of this 476-nucleotide messenger RNA. It is a transcript of the gene RpL36A, whose product is annotated as ribosomal protein L36A. NCBI's taxonomy places the organism in Eukaryota, Metazoa, Arthropoda, Insecta, Hemiptera, Aphididae. Gene Ontology annotation, biological process: translation. The record is from RefSeq and is a predicted model, not a curated record. Gene Ontology annotation, cellular component: ribosome. Gene Ontology annotation, molecular function: structural constituent of ribosome.